CGCGGGUGGAGGAAGAUGGCGUCGGGUGGUGGUGGCUGUAGCGCUUCGGAGAGACUCCCACCGCCCUUCCCCGGCCUGGAGCCGGAGUCCGAGGGAGCAGCCGGGGGGUCAGAUCCCGAGGUUGAGGACAGUGAUACCGAGGGGGAGGAUAUUUUCACCGGCGCCGCGGCGACCAGUAAGCCCCAGUCUCCAAAGAGAAUUACUGCCCUCCUUCCCUUCAAUAAUGGCUCCAAAGAAAAUGGGAUUCAUGAGGAACAAGACCAAGAGCCACAAGAUCUCUUUGCAGAUGCCACAGUGGAACUGUCCCUCGACAGCACACAAAAUAAUCAGAAGAAGGUGCCAGCCAAAACGCUUAUUUCUCAUCUUCCACAGGAAGCCACAAAUUCUAAGUCCCAACCAAGCUAUGAGGAGCUAGAGGAAGAAGAACAGGAAGAUCAGUUUGAUUUGACAGUUGGUAUAACUGAUCCUGAGAAGAUAGGAGAUGGUAUGAACGCCUAUGUAGCCUACAAAGUGACAACACAGACAAGCUUACCAAUGUUCAGAAGUAAACAAUUUGCAGUGAAAAGAAGAUUUAGUGACUUUCUGGGUCUUUAUGAGAAGCUUUCAGAGAAACAUUCUCAGAAUGGCUUUAUUGUCCCUCCUCCACCAGAGAAGAGCCUAAUAGGAAUGACAAAAGUGAAAGUUGGAAAAGAAGAUUCUUCUUCUGCAGAAUUUCUUGAAAAACGAAGGGCUGCUCUAGAAAGGUACCUUCAAAGGAUUGUGAAUCAUCCUACCAUGUUACAAGACCCUGAUGUCAGAGAGUUCUUGGAAAAAGAAGAGCUGCCACGCGCCGUGGGUACUCAGACAUUGAGUGGCGCUGGUCUCCUGAAGAUGUUCAACAAAGCCACAGAUGCAGUCAGCAAAAUGACCAUCAAGAUGAAUGAAUCAGACAUUUGGUUUGAGGAAAAACUCCAGGAGGUAGAGUGUGAGGAGCAGCGCUUACGGAAACUGCAUGCUGUUGUAGAAACUCUGGUCAACCAUAGGAAAGAGCUAGCAUUGAACACAGCUCAGUUUGCAAAGAGUCUAGCCAUGCUUGGGAGCUCUGAGGACAACACAGCAUUGUCACGGGCACUCUCUCAGCUGGCUGAGGUGGAAGAAAAAAUUGAGCAGCUCCACCAGGAACAGGCCAACAAUGACUUCUUCCUCCUUGCUGAACUCCUGAGUGACUACAUUCGCCUCCUGGCCAUAGUCCGAGCUGCUUUUGACCAACGCAUGAAGACAUGGCAGCGCUGGCAAGAUGCUCAGGCCACACUGCAGAAGAAGCGAGAGGCUGAGGCUCGGCUGCUAUGGGCCAAUAAGCCUGACAAGCUGCAACAAGCCAAGGAUGAAAUUGUAGAGUGGGAGUCUCGAGUAACUCAGUAUGAAAGGGACUUUGAAAGAAUUUCAACUGUGGUCCGAAAAGAAGUGAUACGAUUUGAGAAAGAGAAAUCAAAGGACUUCAAAAACCACGUGAUCAAGUACCUUGAGACACUCCUGUAUUCACAGCAGCAGCUGGCAAAGUACUGGGAAGCCUUCCUACCUGAGGCAAAGGCCAUCUCCUAAUGGACCAAGGACACCAGAGCCCACCUGCCUGACGCUGCCUUUUUAUACACUGUCCACUUCCACCCCUGCUGGACCCCAGUGAUGCAUCCUGCCUAGCCUGGACUCCACCCUUUGCUCCUUGCCCCACAACCAAGUUGUCCCAGUCACUCUAACCAUUACUUCAUGUAGCUUCUAUAUAUAUUUUCUUACCUGAGAGAAUAGUUUCUUGCUUUAAGCGGAAGACCUACAAUAGGUGGUGGAAUUAUGAGAUUGGGUGGAGUAUUGAUAUAAAUAUAUAAAUACAAAUGUAUAUUUUUCAGGAUGUGGUUAGGAACUGGGAAUAACGUUUUCUGUUACUCCUGAUGGUGCCAUGAAAAGAUUGUGUAAUAAAAUAUUUUUAAAUCAGG
Condylura cristata (star-nosed mole) is the source of this 1967-nucleotide messenger RNA. It is a transcript of the gene SNX1, whose product is annotated as sorting nexin 1. Gene Ontology annotation, molecular function: phosphatidylinositol binding. Gene Ontology annotation, cellular component: endosome membrane; endosome. Lineage: Eukaryota; Metazoa; Chordata; Mammalia; Eulipotyphla; Talpidae. The transcript is spliced from 15 exons. The coding region runs from base 16 to 1581 and encodes 521 amino acids. The record is from RefSeq and is a predicted model, not a curated record. Gene Ontology annotation, biological process: intracellular protein transport; early endosome to Golgi transport.